Tympanuchus pallidicinctus (lesser prairie-chicken) is the source of this 4225-nucleotide messenger RNA. RefSeq names its product cAMP responsive element binding protein 3 like 1 (gene CREB3L1). The coding region runs from base 103 to 1644 and encodes 513 amino acids. The record is from RefSeq and is a predicted model, not a curated record. The transcript is spliced from 12 exons. Gene Ontology annotation, molecular function: DNA-binding transcription factor activity, RNA polymerase II-specific; cAMP response element binding. Gene Ontology annotation, biological process: regulation of transcription by RNA polymerase II. NCBI's taxonomy places the organism in Eukaryota, Metazoa, Chordata, Aves, Galliformes, Phasianidae.
GCCCCGCCGCCCCAUCCAUGGACCGCCGGCCGUUGGGCGGCGGGACCGUGCCGCCGCUGUGAGCCCGGCCGGGGAGCGGCGGAGCCCCGUGCCGCGGGCACCAUGGACAGUAUCCUGGAGCCCUUCGCCGCCGAGCGGCUCUUCCCCGCCGCCGGCCCCGGCUUCCUCGACCUGGGCGACUUCAGCGAGGCGGAUUUCCUCAGCAAUGUGCAUUUCUCCGAGAACCUGGAUCACUUCUCCGACAACAUGGAGGAUUUCUCCAACGACCUCUUCAGCAGUUUCUUCGAUGACCCAGUUCUGGCUGAAAAGAACCCGCUGCUGGACAUGGACCUGGACCCACCCACUCCAGGCAUCCAGGCAGAGCACAGCUACUCCCUCAGCGGAGACUCUGCUCCCCAGAGCCCCCUCAUGCCUGUCAAGACUGAAGAUAAUGCUAACGAGCUGGAGAAUGGAGUGUGGUCUCUGGGGCCCAAGCUCUGCUCCAUCAUGGUGAAGCAGGAACAGAACCUGGCUCUAGACCCGCCUGAGUCCCAGCUGGCUGCCAGCUCCAGACCUGUGCUGAACCUCAACCCUCUGCAGAGACUGCCAGUCCCCGAGGAGACUCCCAUUGAAAUGACUCCAGCUCCUGUGAUCAAAGCUGAACCCAAAGAGGUGAACCAGUUUCUAAAUGUACCUGCAGGCAAGAAGACAGAAUUUGCUGUAGAUGACCUGGUGCAGAUGCCUCCAACUCCGCCCAGCAGCCAUGGCAGUGACAGUGAUGGGUCCCAGAGCCCUCGGUCCCUGCCUCCCUCCAGCCCAGCCCGACCUGCUGCUCGCUCUUCUACUGCCAUCUCCUCCUCACCUCUCCUCACAGCACCACACAAAUUACAAGGGACCUCUGGCCCGCUGCUCUUGACUGAAGAGGAGAAACGCACCUUGAUUGCUGAGGGUUACCCCAUUCCUACCAAGCUGCCCCUCACCAAAGCAGAGGAGAAAGCACUGAAGAGGGUCAGAAGAAAAAUAAAGAACAAGAUCUCUGCUCAGGAGAGUCGCAGAAAGAAGAAAGAAUAUGUGGAAUGCCUAGAAAAAAAGGUGGAGACAUACACGACAGAAAAUAAUGAACUCUGGAAAAAAGUGGAGACCUUAGAAAGUGCAAAUAGGACUCUGCUUCAGCAGUUACAGAAGCUGCAGGCUCUGGUAGCUGGGAAAGUCUCCAGACCUUACAAAAUGGCUUCCACUCAGACCGGGACCUGCCUAAUGGUGCUGGUGCUCUGCUUCGUUCUCAUCCUGGGAUCCCUGAUGCCCUGUCUCCCAGAGUUCUCUACAGCAUCACAGACAGUGAAAGCAACACCAGCGCCAGACAUUUAUACAACUAGUAAGAUUCAGUCACGGAGCCUCUUGUUCUAUGAUGAGGGUGCUGGCUCCUUAGAAGAGAGCUACAGCUCCUUCCUAACCAUGGACCAUCCUGAGGGGUGGGAGGUUGAAAAAGGGCAGUCUGACAAGCCAAGGCCUCAUCUGGCGAUGACACAUGAGACAGCCAAAUACAUGAGCAAAUCCCAUCUGGAGAAUCCUGACCAGAACCAAACUGACCCAACUCUAACCCACCUCAAAGAGCAAUUUCAUGAGAGGGAAACAAGCUCCAGUGAGACAGCUGAAUACUUGUAGCAGCUGCUGGACCUCAAGGCCUCGUCUGUCUGAUCGCAGGAUUCCCUCCUCACUGACCAACUGAGGGGACUUGGUGGGAGAGGACACUGCAUUCAGACACUCCUAAACUGGCCUUGAGUUCAGCUCCUUCCCAUCCCCAUGGUCCCCUUUGAGAGGAGUCACAGGACUGCCAGAACCAGUAAUAAACGUCUGACGAAGUCCUGAGACGCCUUCUUCUCCUGGCCUUAUCUCCUGCUUGAAUGAGCACUACCCUAUGGGUGUGGGCUCACCAUGGAAUGGAGGGAGGUCAAGAGUAUGCCCUCAAACUAUUCAGCUCACUCCCCAAAGCCUCCAUGGAGGCUGUCCCUGGCCACCUACCCCUUGGCUACAUCCAAUGCACGUGAAAGAGAGAGAGUUUUACUGCUCUGCUUAAGGGACUUUGAAAUGGGUGAUGCUGGGACUGGAGAGUUGACUCUGGAGAGUUUGAGCUCAUUCCUUCCUCUCCAUCUGUUAGUAUACUUCUGCCUCCAUCAAGAGAAAACCUAGCUCUUCCUUGCUCUAGCUUUCUCUUAAUGGAUGUGCCUACAUAACUUCCACGCCAAAUAUCUGCAAAGAUCUGCACACAAACGGAGUGGGGGAGACAGAUCCCAGAUCAAGAUAAACCACCAUGAAAAUUAACUGGCAGCUUCUGGGCAACCAGAACUCUAAAACAGGGAGAAGUUUUUCCCCACAGCCCCAUUCUCUCCACCCCCAGCACCUUUGUUUUGGCAGAGGUGGUUUAUUUUCCUUUUGGUUCCCAGCUUGGGCCCUACAGUGUGGUACUAAUCAGAACAGUGCUUUCCCACUUUCUAUUCUACACACCCCCUGCUUUGAGAGUGAGUGUGGGAAAUCCACUUCCACGAUCCUAUCACAGCUCUCCACCAAAUUCUGCCUCAUGCCAAAUGAGAUCCUCCUAAGAACCGUGAAGAAGAAAGAACUCUGCAACCUAUAGAAGAGCUGCAAUAGAACCAUAAACCCCCUCAUAUCCUGAUAUCACUGCUGGUGCCCAGUAGCUUUGUGAACACCACUGAUGACAUACUGGCAUCUCUGGAGACUGUUACUUCUGCCAGGAAAGAAGUGUCACAUUUGAAUUGGCCAGAGUCACCAAAGACUCUUUUAGCUCUCCUCCUGCUAAGUGCCAGCACCAAAGUCAGCAAUCUCUUCCCAUACCACCUAUCAGGCCAGACUUUUCAAAUUUAGUUCUUGUAACACCAUAAUGCAAUGGAAAGUACCGCAAUAUAGGAUAACAAAGUCUUUGGGUACAGCAAAUGAGGACAAGCCUAAAUGCAGCAGCUAUGGCUACAGAAGUGGAGAGGAGGGGGGGUAAAAAAAAAAAAAAAAAAAAAAAAAAAAAGCAGCCUACCUUUGAAAAACCUCCAGCAGUCAGGAAUAUCUAUCAAGAUACCUUUACCUCCAUUUCCAACCCUUAAAUGAGGUCUGGGAAGGGGUGGAUCCUGGCUCCACCCCUUCCAGCCACUCAGGUGCAUUGUGCACAGCUGAGCUCCCCUGGGCUGGCCCUGCCUUCCCACCAGGUGCUCAAUCACUGGUUCAAGCCGUGACUUAGCAUUUCUGCUACAGUGCUGAAAUGACUUCAUCUCAAACGUGUUCCAUUCUCUUUAGCAUCCAGUCAUCCACUUUUCACCCUUUUUCCUCCCUUUUCCUGCUGAAAGGCCCAAGUGUCUCCUCGCUCUGUACCCUCAGCUGUCCUUUGCUAGAAGGACAAUGUGGGACUUGAAUUUCUGAGAUCUGGGAUGCAGCAGAUUGCAUAUGGGAAUCUCUGUGUGUGCUCCACUAGACCUCACAGCAGACAACCUUGAAGCUUGUUUUGCUUUAAGUGACCUGCACUUAGACCAUGCUGCCCCAACCUCUCUACCAGUCUCACCCCCUGCUCAAGAACUGGAAGAACUGAGAGAAUGGCCCUCACAUCUCUCUCUGUCCCCUCUUUUGAAAACUGCUUUUGCCUUGGAAGCCACUUAGGACAAAUUUGGACACAACUAGCUGCAACCACACAUGCUUGGCCAGUGGGAUGAGGAGGAAGAAGGCCUUCAGCACAGCUCUUCUCAAGGUUCACACAGGAUCUGCUUCUCACCAGAUACCAGAGUGCUCCCAAUCCUCAGCCUCUACCCCAGCAUAAAGAACCACUGCUGGGUCCAAGCACACCCUCCUCCACCCCAGCACCUCCACUGUGCGUGUCCCCAUGCCUCCCACUCCCAUCGUUGUACAGAGACCAAGAGCAGAACUCGUUUGUACAUAAUGAAACUUAUUUUGUAUUAUUGCCGAUCCCUUAAGAUAUUGUAUUUUGGAAACUCUCAGAUCCUAUUUUCAGUAUUGUAUUUUAUUAAGAAUUAGUGCGGGCUUAGCAUCUAUGAACUCCUUUCUUGUUAGCAGCUCACUUUCUCCUUGUACUCCAGUAGCUGCCUCUUCCCUCCUGUUUUAUGUUUCGUUUUGUCUUGUUUACUUGUGGGUUUUUUUUUUCAAGCCAUCUUUUCUCUUUCUUCUAUCACUUGCUCUGCAUUUGCUUAGACAAGCAAAAUAAAAAUAAAAUAAAAAGAUGCAGCAUCAA